Molecule: messenger RNA, 2752 nt
Organism: Geodia barretti
Lineage: Eukaryota; Metazoa; Porifera; Demospongiae; Tetractinellida; Geodiidae
Source: the annotation of a GenBank genome assembly
CUCACAGCUACCCAUUCUGCUGGAGGUCUGAUUCCCAUUCCACCUCUUCAUUCCAAUAGAAUAUUUCAAUAUUUCUUACUGUUUCCUUUAAAUAGAUAUUUCAAUAUUAUCUCUAUUGUUUUUCUCAUAAAUAGAUCGGAGACCCCACUGAUCUACAGAGCUGUUCCCAGUUGGUUCAUAAGAGUUGAGAUGAUAGUACAGCAGCUCCUCGAGAACAACAACAAAUGCUAUUGGGUACCGGAGUUUGUGCAGGCCAAGAGAUUUGCCAACUGGCUGACAAACGCCAGGGACUGGGCUGUGUCCCGAAACCGAUACUGGGGCACCCCCAUUCCAAUAUGGGCCUCUGAGGACUUCUCCGAGGUGGUGUGUGUGGGUUCGGUUGAAGAGCUGGAGCAGCUGUCGGGAGUCAGGGUGUCCGACCUUCACCGCGAAAAUGUGGAUCACAUCACCAUACCCUCCUGUCGAGGAAACGGAGUUCUGAAGAGAGUGUCUGAAGUUUUCGACUGCUGGUUUGAGAGUGGCAGCAUGCCAUACGCACAAAGCCACUAUCCGUUUGAAAACAAGAAGGUCUUCGAGACGACGUUUCCAGCUGACUUCAUCGCGGAGGGAGUGGACCAGACCCGGGGAUGGUUCUACACCCUCCUCGUUGUCUCCACGGCGCUCUUCAACAAACCUCCCUACAAGAACCUCAUCGUCAACGGUCUCGUGUUGGCAAGCAAUGGACAGAAGAUGAGCAAGCGACUCAAGAACUAUCCGGAUCCCAUGAACGUCGUCAAGGACUACGGAGCCGACGCCCUCCGUCUCUACCUCGUUAACUCCCCCGUCGUUAGGGCGGAGUCACUCCGGUUCCAGGAGAAGGGGGUUAAAGAUGUGGUGAAAGACGUGUUCUUGCCGUGGUUCAACGCUUACCGGUUCCUCAUCCAGAAUGUCCUGAGACUAAAACAGGAAGAAGGGAUAUCAUUUGUCCACACUGCUGAUUUCUCUCCUGCCAACACCAUGGACCGAUGGAUCAUCUCCUUCACCCAGAGCCUCGUCUUCUUCAUGAAGGAAGAGAUGGCCAAGUACAGGCUGUACUACUGUGGUUCCUCGACUGGUGAAAUUCAUCGACCAGUUGACAAACUGGUACGUCCGGUCCAACAGGAAACGAAUCAAGGCGCCGCAUCGCGUGAGACAGAGACACGCUGCGAGCUACCGUCAGACGACGUCCAGCAGGGUGAACUGGGGAAACACGAGUGUCUCGAUUCCAUGCACACCCUGUUCUCCGUACUCUAUUCCAUGACGAGGAUGUUGGCUCCGUUUACUCCGUUUCUCACCGAACACAUGUUCCAGAACCUCCGACAUCUGUUGCCGUGGGAACUGAACGACAGUAACGCCAGUCUCCACUACAUUAUGAUGCCCAAACCAAGGCCUGACCUGAUUGACAAGGAGAUAGAACGAGCCGUUUCUCUGAUGCAGAGCGUCGUGGAAACCGGUCGCUACAUAAGAGACAAAGUAGUAGUACCAAUCAAGUUCCCCCUCCCAGAAGUUGUGGUGAUCCAUCGAGACCCUGGUAGCCAUGACGACCUCAAAAAACUGGAAAACUACAUUCUCGAGAUAUCGUACGCGGUCGCAGAGUCUCUGUCUUCUCGUUACCAUGCCCACGCGAGUGGGACCCUCCUCGUUCUGCUGGACGCGACUCCCUCCCAGGAGAUGGUGGAUGAGGGAGUGGCACGGGAAGUCAUCAACAAGAUUCAGAAACUCAGAAAAAAGGCGGGGUUGCAACCACGAGAUGCCGUUGAGGUCCUGUACAAAGUGGGCGGAGAAGGGGGUGGAGCCUCGCUAACGAGGGUGAUUGAAAAUCACAGGGAAUACAUCGAGACCACGACCAAAGGUCCGGUGAACCCAUGGACUUCGACCUCUGACCUCUCCCACAAGAUCGUUGAGGAGGAACAGAAGAUGAAAGGCCUGGCUGAUGUCAUGCUGCACCUGUGGAUCAUUCCCAAACCAGAGUCUAGCUCUGGGACCAAUUCCAUUCCAUUGGUGGACCCGGUUCCAAACGGAGAUGGUCCCAUUCCAGUCUGUCGCUAUGUCAACCUCGUCCUCUUCUUACCUCCCGGUCCAACCCUACGACCAGCUGGUUUACUAGCCACUCUACUAUUAGAGAAUCCAGUGGGAGAAAAUAUACUGACUCUCAACCAGUUGAAAACAGAGGUGUGCAAUUUGCUGAAGAGCUAUCUCAAUAGAGACCUGCACAUCUGGGUGGUUGCCGGGGGCAACACAGAGCCGGUGACAUCAUCAUGUGACCUGCUCUCUUUGCACAGACAGACUUGUACAUCAGUGAGGAGGUCCGGACCUCUCCCAGUGGAUUGCGGGUUCCCUCCAACUGAGCCACUCACUCCAUUUUCAAAGUUUGUUGACGUUACCCUUGACAACGGCCGCCAGGCAACCGUUAUGCUGGAGAACCCAAAAGGGGUUAAAAUCAUUGCUGAAAAAGACGCUAAAAUUGUUGCCAAGCAACUGUUUUGAUUUCAAUAGGAAUUUACACCUUGGAUGAUUAUCAUAGGGUUGAGGUUUUUCAAUUAUUUGAUGAUGUAAGAAUGAUGUCAUCUCUGAAACAUGUCUCUGAGAACUUUUAAACUGUCUUUAUAGCGGUCUUGCUCUGCUUGAGAUGUAGCUGUCCAUCUGGAACGAAUGGUCUUCCAUCUCUGAAGAUGCUGUUCCUUGUAGUCUUGUACCUCUCCCUCUCCUUCCUGUCCGUUCUCACUUGCACCUG